AUGGACACGGUUAACAAACCGGAUGGCAUCACGCCAUGCAUGGCGCCCAGGGAAAAGCGCCAGAGUCAACAGGACCAGCACCAGAUCAAUGGCUCGACACAAAAAGUCUCAGACAGCGAUCAUUACCUCAGCUCCGACAACGAUGAUGCCCCCGUCCGCCCCGUGGCCAUGGCAGAGGCCGACGAGGCUGAGGACGUGCUGGGCGUCAGCAUCAGCCGCACUCAGAGCCGCAUGAAGGCGCGCCAGACGCCCGCAGAGGAGAAAUCCAGAAUCAUGGAGAGGUCCGGAGGGUACUUCGACCCCGUCCCGGACACGGAACCCGACGGCGACUAUCUGCCCAGCUUGACGGCAGAACCGGAGUCUCUGCCGGUAGAGCAAGAGACGAAGAAGAAGAAGGCCGACAGAGAGGCCGAAAAACCACAUGAGGCGAAAGAUCGAGAAACAAAAGAGACCAGGGAUCAGCCGCGUACCAGCUUCACCAGGUCUCUUCUCAAAAGUGGCUCCGUCCGGCGUCUGACGUGGUCGGGCGAUGCCAUCUCGAAUCUCAAUCUCAAAAAGCUUCUCCCGGAUUUGAGUUCUCUCACCAAACGGACUUCUCUGUCAUCAUCAAAAACGGGUUCGGGCACUGGUCGCCCGCGCAGCCAGCAUGUCAAGUCGACGAGUACCGGCAGUGCUCAGUUGGACUCUCAGCAAGACAGACAACUCCCUGCUGGCCAACUCUCUGAGGACAGUUCCGCCUUCCCCAGCGAAACCGAGACCCCAACCUCCGGGGAAGACGGGGUAGCCGCAUUGAAGCCGCUCGACAGCGCCACUCAUUCACAUCAGCAUCGGCCCAGUGUUGCGAGCCAACGGCCUCCGCUCAGUUUACGCCGCUCAGCAUCGGACCAGAGUCUGUAUGUGAGGAGCCUAUCUCGCACCUCGACUUUGGACCAGCGUCGUCCAUUUGAAAAUGUGCACUCCCAGGUCAACAGCCGCUUCCAGGCCAUCAAGGACAGCCUGCAAGACUCGAGCAGUCGGUUGCUCAGCAUGCCAAACUUCAACCUCCCAGACAUCCGGGGCGAGUGGAACCCCGGACGGUUUCUCAGUGAUGGAUCCCAGCGGAAAGACACUCAGACAAACGAGACGCAGCCCAAUGGGGCCCCUCCGCCAAGGCAGAACACCAUGUAUCCCAUCCUGACAGAGGCACUGUCGCACAUGACCGGUGACGUGGUUGUCAUGGGCGGAUAUCGAGGAUCCGUUCUGCGUUCGGCGAAACCGCCUCAUCGCCAGCUCUGGGUUCCGAUGAAAGUGGGCUUGAAUAUCCGCAAAGUCGACUUGGAGGUCGGAUUGACCCACGAGGACGAGGAGCGGAUGGAGGAGACGAUUAUCGCGUCCGAAGUCCUAUCUCACAUCGGCCCGGUGGAUAUCUGUCGACGGCUGAUGCAUAAGAUGCGCAAAUGUGAGAAUUCCCGGAAAGGCGAGCUCCGCGUCUGGGACUACGGGUACGACUGGCGUCUGAGUCCGCAUUACUUGUCGAAACGGUUGAUCAAAUUUCUUGAAGGCCUGCCGUGCAACGCCCCUGGGGUCCCGCGGGAGAAGCGAGGGGCUUUUGUCGUCGCACACAGUCUCGGAGGGCUGAUUACUCGACAUGCCGUGAACCAGCGGCCGGAGCUGUUUGCCGGAGUCGUGUACGCGGGCACCCCUCAGCACUGCGUUAAUAUUCUGGGCCCGCUGCGAAACGGCGACGACGUGCUGCUCAGCUCGCGCGUGCUGACGGCGCAGGUGAACUUUACCUUCCGGACCAGUUAUGCACUGCUCCCGGAGGAUGGGCGCUGCUUUAUCGACAAGCGGACGAAGGAGGACUAUCUGGUGGAUUUCUUCUCGGUCAAGAGCUGGGAAGAGUACAGAUUCUCGCCGUGCAUCGCGGCGCCGCUUCCUCCCCUGGGCAGCGAGAAUAGGCGGAGUCUGAUCGAGACUCUGCCCAACUCUCUUCCCUCAUUGCCCAAGAUCGGACUCGGGAAGCGGUUUUCCACGAUUCUGGGCAGUAAGGACGGCGCGACGGCAGAUACUCCAAGGUCAUCGCGCGAAGAGGAGGCAGAAGAGAGCGUUCCUCGAGAUCACGACAAUGGACAAGCCUGUGCGGGGAGAGAUCCAGAAAACCCAGUCGUCGAGAAUCUUCUCGGACCAAGCACCGCCCCCAACACGUCCUCCUCGACGAACGCCGCCGUAGCAGCAGCCACGAGCACGAUCCCCCGGGCAGACGCGAUAGCCUACCUGGAGCGUACGCUGGCCGAGGUCCUCCGCUUCAAGAGGGAGCUGGCUUUCAACGAGUCCCACCAGGCGGAGAAUCGCUAUCCGCCAUUUGCAGUGCUGUACUCCAAGUGUCUGCCGACGGUGUACGGCGCGCGAGUGCAGUCGCGCGAGCACAUCAAGUGUCGGGACGCGUACGACGAUCUGGCCUUUGCCGCCGGCGACGGGGUCUGUCUUGCGUCUGCUGCCAUGCUACCCCCGGGAUAUCGGGUGAUCAAGGACGGUCUGGUGAAGACGGAUCGUGGACAUGUGGGUUUGCUGGGCGAUCUCGAGGCGGUGGGCAAGUGUCUUUUGGCGAUCGUCAAGGGGAGAAAGGCAGGAGUUGGGCUUGGUCGGCCAGAAAAAGCUGAUGCUGAUGCUGAUGCGAAUGCGAGAGGGACUGAGCUGUCUUGA
Rasamsonia emersonii CBS 393.64 is the source of this 2682-nucleotide messenger RNA. RefSeq lists its product as uncharacterized. Lineage: Eukaryota; Fungi; Ascomycota; Eurotiomycetes; Eurotiales; Trichocomaceae. The coding region runs from base 1 to 2682 and encodes 893 amino acids. The record is from RefSeq and is a predicted model, not a curated record. The transcript has a single exon. Gene Ontology annotation, molecular function: triacylglycerol lipase activity.